Molecule: messenger RNA, 2098 nt
Organism: Owenia fusiformis
Lineage: Eukaryota; Metazoa; Annelida; Polychaeta; Sabellida; Oweniidae
Source: the annotation of a GenBank genome assembly
GGAACUUAUGUGACACUGGUGAUGGGUGUGACUACUUGCUCGAUUGUUACGACAAUAGUUGUGCUGAAUGUGUUCUACAAACAUCCUCGUCCUCCUCCGAAAAUACUUCGAGUCAUAUUUCUGGACUGGUUGGGGCCCCUUGUCUGCCAUACCUGCAAGAACGACAGAGAUCAAAAGAUGACCGACGCCGUUGAUCUAGAGAUGAAGUCCCACGACACUGACAGUUCAUUAGGCAAAGAAAUGGACGAAUAUUCUACUCCAUUGAAGUCAGCGAAAGGUGAAAAACUUCACAAUGGUACUGGAGAUACUAAGAAAGGAAAUGAUAUGGUUGUUGUAAAUGGAUUAAAUGGUCAUGAUUCGGAGGUUGGUAUACACACCAUUACAAUUGAUGAUGCUAAUGAUGAUCCGCCACAAGAGAAUAUGCAUACAGGUCAAAAACAAGCUGAAACAAAUGAGGAACACCAUGGGGAAAAGGUGUGUAACGGCAAUGCCAAUCACGGGUACCAAGCUUCGCCUGAACAUAACAUCCUCAACCAAGCGGCCGGUACAAGGGACAAGUUAAACGUUGCAAAUUACCGUGAUGACAAUGAGAUGCAAAACAGAGACGACCUCAAAGAAAACCUUAAAUCCGAUAAUGCAGCUAUUGAACAUUCAAUGGCGGUAUCUCAGGAAGGUAAAGGGAAUCCCAACAACGGAAGAUUCUUAAAAAACCAAGGUGACUCAUACAGACGCCGGUUCAAUCAUAAAAUGCCCUAUGAUGAUACACUUAGCACUGGAUUCCCAUCAGCAAGCAGAGGUAACACUCUUACAAAGUCCAAGAGGAAGUCGAUGACUAAUCGAAUGGAGGACACCUUAAGCAUUGCUUCAAUACCAUUCGCCAUCGAAGCAGCUACCAAGUAUAACGAUCACAAUUCUCCGUACAGCGAACAGGCACUUGCUGAGUUGGUGAAAUAUAUGAGAACUAUAGCAAAGAAACAUAUCGGCGAAGAGCAACAAGUUACGUGGACAAAUGACUGGCAAGAUAUUUCGAUUGUUAUGGAUAGAAUUUUAUUCAUUUUCUUCGCAAUUGUAAUUCUUUGUACAAUUUUAUCAUUUGUAUAUAUCAUUCCUGAAUUUUACAUGUAAACAAUUUCCGUUGUCCGUACUCUUAGGCUUGUACAAAUUGUAAGGCUGUCUAGAAUAGUUUGGAAAGCUAUUAUUAAAUCAUCUUUAUGAUAUAAUAUUUAGAUCUAUAUACUACUUGCUUAUGUCUGGAACCCUUUUUAAGUUAUAUUUGGGUCUGUGAUAGUUAUAAUGAUUUAAAUGAAGAUGUCAUAUUGACAUCCUUUCGUUCGAGCUGACACGUGAAAUCUUACCUUAGCAAUACAGGUACAGACACCAUACUUAUACUAGAACAUGUACAUCUAGAGAUAAUUUACAUGCCAUAGUUUACUGAGAGUUCAUUAUUAUUUCCAAGAAAUUUCAGAAGAUUUGAGCCAUUUACAAGGUAAUUGCCCAAACAAAUGUUGAUCCUUCAGUCAUUCAGUAUGGGGUUGGUGUCAUAUUUGGCACAAUUAAACAUGCGACUUUAUUUUAUUUUCAAGCUAUAAAAUACCAGCGUUGUGUCUGGAACCUAACUUGUUCACUGCACAAGCACAGACAUCUUGUGCUUUGGCUCUCAUUUUGCUUCCUUCUCGUCUCGUUUCAAUGAUUCAAGGGUUGUUAGUUUGGACAUUAGCCCCAUAGAAGUAUCUAGAGGGAUUCAACAACAUUUAACAAGGUUUAAUUUAAUCUUAGAUAUGAUUUUAAACUCAUGCUGAACGACUGAGUUAUUAUUUAAAAUUAUGUAAUCCUCAAAUUGGGAGACAGUAGUAUAGGAUACAAUUAUACUAAAAUAGUAGAUUUGAAGUCCUUUUUAAAUUGUUUAAUUUUACUAUGUUAUUUUUAUCGUGAUUUGUUGCAUGCGCUUUCGUAGCCUCUUACAUUAAUCUUAAACUCAUUUUACAAAGUGAUUCCCUAUACGUAUCCGUAACAAACAUAAGUACAUACAUUGCUCUAUAGGUUUACGUAUAUGCUUACGCUAAUCUUAAAGUCCCUAUUACUAGUAAGAAUAGUAUUG